AUGAAAAAUCAUGUCAAAUAUUACACAAAAAUUAUUUCAAUAACAUGCCAAAAUUAUUUCAAUGCUUCUAACCCUAACACAAAACACUAUAGACCUGUUACUGUUCUAGUAGUUGAGCUUGCACUAAAGGAGUUUGUUUUAAAUUAUCAGCACAAAACAAUUUUAAGCAAUGCUAUACUAAUUGAGAAAGCAAAGUUACUUGCUGCUAGAUUAGAGGUUCCAAAAGGGACUUUACAAUUUUCUUCUUGCUGGUUGCAAAAAUUUAAAGAAUGUAAUUGUAUUCAGCAAGUAAAGCUACAAGAUGAAGCUAUAUCUAUAGACAAUGUUGCUAUUGUUAAUAUAUUACUAUUGAUAAGAUCCAAAUGUACUAGUUACCCACUUGAUAGAAUAUACAAUAUGGAUGAAACUAGGCUUUUCUAUCAAUUAGAACUAGAUCAUACUUUUGCAACCCACUGUAUUGCUAGAUAUAAAGUGAAUAGAGAACAUAUUUCAAUUGCACUAUGUGUAAAUGCAGAUGGCUCACAUAAAUUAAACCUGUUAGUAAUUGGCAAAUAUCAAAAACUAAGUUCUGAAAUUAAUAAUCUUGUCACAAUAAUUGAAAAUCUUUAUUUUUCAAAUCCUAUACAAGUUGAGGAGUUUUUAUCUAUCUCUGAUGAGACUCUUGCUUAUGAAGUUCCUAAUGAUGAUUAUGCUAUUUCAGAACUUGUAAAAAUUUUUAAGGAAAGCAAUACUAUAGAAGAUUCAGAUAAUAUAGAUGAAAUAGAUGAUAGCCUAGAGGUUCCUAUAGUUAGUACUGAUUCUGCACUCGAAG
Messenger RNA from Scutellospora calospora, 811 nucleotides. Lineage: Eukaryota; Fungi; Glomeromycota; Glomeromycetes; Diversisporales; Gigasporaceae. The record is from the annotation of a GenBank genome assembly.